Messenger RNA from Pieris macdunnoughi, 2508 nucleotides. NCBI's taxonomy places the organism in Eukaryota, Metazoa, Arthropoda, Insecta, Lepidoptera, Pieridae. The record is from the annotation of a GenBank genome assembly.
AUGGCCCGCGACCGCAGUACUGAACGACGUCGUUCACGAUCUAGAGAGCGACGUGAUCGCGAUCGUCAUGAUGAAAGGGAACCCCUUCGAGACAAAAAACGAAGAGAGCGAUCCAGGAGUCCUAGAAAAGAACGUGAUAGAUCCCGUAGUCCGGGGAGGAAAGAUAGAUCAAGAAGUCCACGUAAAGACAAAGAUCGGUCCAAAAGUCCUAACAGGAAAGAUAGCGCUAGAUCAAGAAGUCCUAAAAAACGUGAUGGAAAAGAAAGAGAUAGACGUUACGAGAAUAAAGAAAAAAGCCGGUCCAAAACUGAUAGUGAACACAAAUCAGAAAAAGAGGAAGAAUCGCUUGAGAAAAAAGAUGAAGAACCAAAGCAUGUAAAAAAAGAACCUCUGUCAUUGGAAGAACUUUUAGCAAAAAAGAAGGCCGAAGAAGAAGCUCGUAGUAAACCUGUUUUCUUAACAAAAGAACAAAGGGCCGCAUUGGCCUUGGAAAGGCGACGUGAACAGGUAGAAGCAAUGAGAUCCAAUGUAGCUAGACCAACUAUAGCAACAAUAGAUCUUACAGGUAGUUCUAAAAGAGAAGACAGAGAACGCGAUAAAGAACGUGAACGUGAUAAAGAACGUGAACGCGAUAGAGAAAGGGAACGUGAUAGAGAAAGAGAGCGUGAUAGAGAAAGAGAACGUGAUAGGGAAAGGAAGUACGAAGACAGAAAAUCAAAUUCUGAUCGUAAGGAUGAUAAGAAAGAAAAGGAAGAGGAACUUAGUGGUAAAGAUAAAGAAAAAGAGGAGGAGGCAAUAAAGGCUAGAUAUCUAGGCAUUGUUAAGAAAAAACGUAGAGUAAGGCGACUUAAUGACCGAAAAUUUGUGUUUGAUUGGGAUGCAUCAGAAGACACUUCAAAUGAUUAUAAUACACUAUAUAAAGAAAGGCAUCAAGUACAAUUCUUCGGUAGAGGGCAUAUUGCUGGCAUUGAUAUUAAAUCACAGAAAAAGGAUUACUGUAAAUUUUAUGGUAACCUUUUAGAAAAAAGGCGUACCGAACUUGAAAAGGAACAAGAAAAAUUGAGACUAAGGAAAGUGAAAAAGAAGGAAGAUAAGCAAAAAUGGGAUGACAGACACUGGUCUGAAAAAGAUCAUGAUGAAAUGACUGAAAGAGACUGGAGAAUAUUCAGAGAGGAUUAUAAUAUUACUAUUAAAGGUGGUAAAAUACCUAAUCCCAUUCGAUCUUGGAAGGAAGCUGGCUUCCAUGAAGAUGUCAUGGAAAUUAUUAAUAAAGUUGGGUACAAGAGUCCAACACCGAUUCAGAGACAAGCUAUUCCAAUUGGAUUACAAAAUAGAGACAUAAUCGGUGUAGCUGAGACAGGUUCUGGUAAAACACUUGCUUUUCUUAUACCUUUGCUAACAUGGAUACAAUCUCUUCCUAAGAGUGAAAGAAUGGAGGAUGCUGAUCAAGGUCCUUAUGCUAUAAUUUUGGCACCAACAAGAGAGUUAGCUCAACAAAUUGAGGAAGAGACAAAUAAAUUUGGGAUUCCACUAGGAAUUACCUCUGUGGUAGUUGUUGGUGGUCUAUCAAGAGAAGAUCAAGGAUUUAAAUUAAGAUUAGGAUGUGAAAUUGUUAUUGCUACCCCUGGACGUCUUAUUGAUGUGCUGGAGAAUCGAUACUUGGUUCUCAAUCGAUGUACCUAUGUAGUCCUUGAUGAAGCUGAUCGUAUGAUUGAUAUGGGUUUUGAACCUGAUGUACAAAAAAUCUUAGAAUACAUGCCUGUAUCUAAUAUAAAACCAGACUCUGAUGCUGCUGAAGAUGCCUCAGUUUUACUUGCAAAUUAUAAUACAAAAAAAAAGUAUAGACAAACUGUGAUGUUUACAGCGACUAUGCCACCAGCUGUUGAAAGAUUGGCCCGUACUUAUUUACGUAGACCAGCCAUAGUUUACAUAGGAUCUGUCGGUAAGCCAGUAGACAGGACAGAACAGGUUGUUUUCAUGAUAGGUGAAAAUGAAAAACGGAGAAAACUUACUGAAAUUCUACAACGUGGGGUGGAACCACCUAUUAUCAUUUUUGUCAAUCAAAAAAAGGGUGCAGAUGUUCUCGCAAAAGGAUUGGAGAAACUUGGUUUCAAUGCUUGUACAUUACAUGGAGGAAAGGGACAAGAGCAACGUGACUUUGCUUUGGCAAGCCUUAAGAAUGGGUCAAAGGAUAUAUUAGUUGCAACAGAUGUUGCUGGUCGUGGUAUUGAUAUUAAAGAUGUCAGUGUGGUAAUUAAUUAUGACAUGGCCAAGUCAAUUGAAGAUUACACUCAUCGUAUUGGUCGUACAGGACGUGCUGGUAAAACGGGAAAGGCCGUGUCAUUUGUGACAAAGGAAGAGUCUGCAAUUUACUAUGACCUCAAACAAGUACUGCUUGCAAGUUCUGUAUCUACAUGUCCACCAGAACUAAUGAACCAUCCUGAGGCACAACAUAAACCUGGUACAGUGGUAACAAAGAAACGUAGAGAAGAAAUGAUUUUUGCUUAG